Molecule: messenger RNA, 4287 nt
Organism: Sphaeramia orbicularis (orbiculate cardinalfish)
Lineage: Eukaryota; Metazoa; Chordata; Actinopteri; Kurtiformes; Apogonidae
Gene: spast
Product: spastin
Exons: 16
Coding region: 251-1684 (477 amino acids)
Cellular component (GO): microtubule cytoskeleton
Molecular function (GO): ATP hydrolysis activity; ATP binding
Source: RefSeq, a predicted model, not a curated record
UGUCAAUCACACAAAGCAAAGUAGCAGCGAAGAUGUUGAUGUAGCGAUGAAACUCCGGUAUUACUGUCAAAAAUUAUAUGUAGCUAAAAGGUUAACGUUAAAACGCAGAGUGCGGUUUAAUACGGUUAUAAAUGCGAUUUAAAAGCUAGCGUUUAACGCAUUUGGCCUUAGUGUGUAUGCUCGGCUAAGCUAGCUAACUCUGUUCUAACAUUAGCUAGCUACAACUGGACUAAACUGAAACAACAGAGUGAUGUCGGCCAAAAUAAGCGCAAGUAAAGGCAAAGACAGCGGAGAAGUGAUUAAAAACUACCACAAACAGGCGUUUGAGUACAUCUCCAAGGCGUUAAGGAUCGAUGAGCAGGACACAGGGGAGAAACAGGAGGCUGUGCGCUGGUACAAGAAGGGCAUCGCAGAGCUGGAGAAAGGCAUCGCAAUAGAGAUCAGUUUGCAUGGGGAUCAAUAUGAACGAUCGAAAAGGCUGCAGGAUAAAAUGGUCAACAACCUCAGUAUGGCCAAGGACAGACUGGCCCUGUUAGAGGCGACGCUGGCAUCUAAAGGGUCUGAAGCCCCCAGGAGCCCCCCUCUGUGUCCUGCUCCGCCUAAAUCUGCUCCAAAGACCCAGCCAGCGGCUCGCGGCCUUUCCAGUAACCUCAGACCCUCCACCACCAUCAGGCCGGCAUCCAGACUCAGCGACACUAAGGCGACUCCAGGUGCAGGACGGGCUCAGAACGGACGACCUGCAGCCGUCAAACAGCCUCCAAAAAGAGACAUGAAGAACUUCAAGAACGUGGACAGUAAACUGGCCAAUCUGAUUCUGAAUGAAAUUGUCGACAGUGGUGCUUCGGUGUCGUUCACUGACAUCGCCGGACAGAAACUGGCCAAACAGGCGCUGCAGGAGAUCGUCAUCCUGCCCGCCCUUCGACCAGAGCUCUUCACCGGCCUCAGAGCUCCGGCCCGUGGUCUGCUGUUGUUCGGACCGCCAGGAAACGGGAAAACCAUGUUGGCCAAAGCCGUCGCUGCAGAGUCCAAAGCCACGUUCUUCAACAUCAGCGCCGCCAGUUUGACGUCCAAAUACGUCGGCGAAGGCGAGAAGCUGGUUCGAGCCUUGUUCGCAGUCGCCAGAGAGUUACAGCCGUCUGUCAUCUUCAUUGAUGAAGUGGACAGUCUGCUCUGUGAACGGAGGGAGGGAGAACACGAAGCCUCUCGACGAUUAAAAACCGAAUUCCUCAUCGAGUUUGACGGAGUCCAGUCCGGAGGAGACGACCGUGUCCUGGUGAUGGGCGCCACCAACAGGCCACAGGAACUGGACGAAGCUGUGCUCAGGAGAUUCGCUAAAAGGGUUUACGUGGCUUUACCGGACGAGGAGACCAGGUUCAUUCUGCUGAAAAACCUCCUGGGAAAACACUCCAACCCACUCAGUAAGAAUGAACUGUCCCAGUUGGCAAAAUCGACUGCAGGAUAUUCAGGAAGUGACCUGACAUCAUUGGCCAAAGACGCUGCACUCGGACCAAUCAGAGAGCUGGGACCAGAACAGGUGAGGAGUAUGGCAGCCAGCGAGAUGCGAAACAUCAGGAUGAAGGACUUCGAGGACUCUCUGAAGCGGAUCAAACCCAGCGUCAGUCCUGCCACUCUGAACAUGUACACCAAGUGGAACAAGGACUUCGGAGACACGACGGCGUUCUGAAUCUGAAUCUACGGCGACAGUGUGAACAGACUGAAAAACCCAACGGGGACGGAGCGGUCGCCUCGGCGGGUACGGGAGGUCAGCCACCACCCAAACAUCCACUUCUAAACCUGAAAGCGCUCCUUCUAGGCGGCUGAAAAACCUCCACGACGAAGGGAUAAUAACCCAGCUGGACCCUGAAGCAUUAUGCGAACGUUUCCUGUUUUAUGGGAAAACUUUGCGAGUGGGAUUUUUACGACUUCAUGGGUUUAUUUACUGGUUGGAAUCUUCCUCAACAAUAUUUAUUUACAAGAAUGUCCUGCAAAAUAACUCAUGGUAUGUCUUAAAGUGUCCUCCAGGGGGCGCCAGGUUACUGUAAAUUCACACACAGCCUCUCAGACGCUUUGGAAACAAGGUUUAGACCUGAGGUUUAUGCAGAAAGGGAAUGUAACGGCAAUAAUUACAGUUAUUGAAGCUGAAAUGCAGUGAAAAUUACAGCAGUUUAUAACGGACACGAAACAAUCUGAUCACAAUCAAAUAUGUGGAAAACUGAAAGAGGAAUGUUUGGAAAUGAUUAACACAUUUUAGAGAUUCAAAUAAUUAAAGUUAAGAUGAUGCAAAGUGUUUAAUUACCCAACAAAAUAACUGUGAUGAAGACGAUGAGAGUCAGUGUUCAGUUCAAACCAGUCCAGCUGAGAGCGAUAAUCAGACAUUUAUCGCAAUAAAUGUCAAUUAUUAUGUUUGUACAGUUUAAAGGCAGAUUUUUCAGCCUCUGGGAAAGAAAUCAGACAGUCAUUUUACCCAUAAAAGACAAAAACAGGACCGAGAAAAGGUACAAUGUGGAGAAAAAGCACUUCUGUUAUCUUGUUUAGUUCAUUUUCUUUAUUUAUCAUAUAAACACACAUCAUGUAAAAGAUAGAUCAAGAUGAAAACAAAGUAAAAGUUGUGAUUUCAGGCUUAUUUAGUUAAUUUAUGUUGAUUUUCACAGUGUUAAAUCAAAGUACUUAAAAAGGACAUGAUGCAAAAUAAGCAAUAAGAUGAAAAAUAUGAUUAAAAAGGAAGAUUCAUGUAAAAGCUGUAACAAGAUGCAACAAAUGAAACAAAAAUGCAUUCAACAAGAUGAAAACAAAGUAAAAGAUGUGAUUUCAGGCUUAUUUAGUUCGUUUAUUCCGAUUUUUACAGCAUUAAAUCAAAGUGAUCAUAAAGGAAGUGAUGUAAAAUAUCCAAUAAGAUGUAAAUGAUGAUUAAAAAAAAGGAAAGUAAUACAUUUAACAAGAUGAAAACAAUGUAAAAGAUGUGACUUCAGGCUUAUUGAGUUCAUUUUUUUGAUUUUCACAGCAUUAAAUCAAAGUAAUUUAAAAGGAAAUGAUGCAAAAAUAAGUAAUAAGAUGAAAAAUAGAAUUAAAAAAAGGAAGAAUAAUGAAAAAGCUCUAACAAGAUGCAAUAAAUGAGACAAAAAUACAUUCAACAAGAUGAAAACUAAAUAAUAGAUGUGAUUUCAGGCUUAUUGAGUUCAUUUAUUCCGAUUUUUACAGCAUUAAAUCAAAGUGAUCAUAAAGGAAGUGAUGUAAAAUAUCCAAUAAGAUGUAAAUGAUGAUUAAAAAAAAGGAAAGUAACAUAAAAGCUGUAACAAGAUGCAACAAAUGAGACAAUAAUACAUUUAACAAGGUGAAAACAAUGUAAAAGAUGUGGCUUCAGGCUUAUUGAGUUCAUUUUUUUGAUUUUCACAGCAUUAAAUCAAAGUAAUUUAAAAGGAAAUGAUGCAAAUAAGUAAUAAGAUGAAAAAUAGAAUUAAAAAAAGGAAGAAUAAUGAAAAAGCUCUAACAAGAUGCAAUAAAUGAGACAAAAAUACAUUCAAAAAGAUGAAAACUAAAUAGAUGUGAUUUCAGGCUUAUUUAGUUCAUUUAUGUUGAUUUUUACAGCAUUAAGUCAGUGAUCAUAAAGAAAGUGAUGUAAAAUAUCCAGUAAGAUGUAAAUGAUAAUUAAAAAAAAAAGGAAAGUAACAUAAAAGCUGUAACAAGAUGCAACAAAUGAGACAAUAAUGCCUUCAACAAGAUGAAAACUAAAUAAUAGAUGUGAUUUCAGGCUUAUUGAGUUCAUUUAUUCAGAUUUUUACAGCAUUAAAUCAAAGUCAUAAAGAACGUGAUGCAAGACGAUGUAAAUGAUUAAAUACAAGAAAAAUAACAUAAAAGCUUUAACAAGAUGCAACAAAUAAGACAAACUCACACCUGUAGUUGUUAUUCAGUCAGAUUAAAAGCAGUGGUUUGUGAUUUUAACUGUUCUUCAAACACUUUAGAACAUUUUACUGAUGUACAGGAAGAACAUUCACCAGGAUUAUAACGAUCUGAUACUUUUAUAUUUCACUUCUUAUGACUCAUUUAUAUUAAAAUCAUUGCUUUAUAAUGUGAUUAAAAGUUAGUGUCAGUGUUGACUUUAAAUGGACUUAAAGAUGAAGUCGAUGCAGAAAAAGCACCAAACACGUUCAAAUCUGCUCUUAUUAACAGGUGCGAACAUCGUCUGUAUCAGUUUCAGAAUUCAGCAGAAAAGAUGAACUACACGGACGUAGAACUAUUAUCAUGAUACGUUCUACAGCAGGAGGGUUAAACUCCAGUGGAUCAGACCAG